AUGGGUGGGUGUAUGUCCUCAGAGGCGACCAAGGCGGAGCCGGCGCGCACCGCGCCACCGUCCAGGCCAGCCCCAGCGCCAGCAACACAAAGCGAACCUGGGCAGGUGUCGACUGUCGGAGCGAGCUCGCAAACAGCUUCGACUUCGCACCAGCUGUCAACGCAGCACCAGCAGACGGUGUCGCAAAUCAGCCAGGUGACGACAGACGGUCAACUCAUCUCAAAUGGGAGCGGGGCGCCCCAGAGUAGCAGGCAACAGGGGUUGGCGGCGGCUCUCGCCGCUGCUCCGCCGUCGGAGGGCGACUCGCGGACAAAGAAGGACAACAGCCACCAGAUUGACAAGCAGCUAGACGACGACUCGAAGAAAUUUAAGAAGGAGUGCAAGCUUCUUCUCCUCGGGUCGGGCGAGUCAGGCAAAUCGACGAUCGUCAAGCAGAUGAAGAUCAUCCACCAGAACGGCUACACCAGGGAAGAACUCCUGGUGUUCAAGCCUACCAUCCACAGCAACGUGCUCGUCUCGGCACAAGCACUGGUGAUGGCGAUGAGGAAAAUCGGUGUCGAUCCCGAGGACCCCACGAACCGAACAUAUGCGGACCGCAUCUUGGGCUACAAGAUCGACGAGACGGGCCUCGUGUCGCAAGACCUGUUCCACGGCAUCGAGGCGCUCUGGCACGACCCCAUCAUCCCAGUCGUCAUGGACCGGUCCUCAGAAUUUUACCUCAUGGACUCGGCCACGUACUUCUUCUCCAACCUCGACCGCAUCGCGUCACCAGAAUACCUCCCCAAUGAGAACGACGUUCUCCGCGCACGGUCAAAAACAACGGGUAUCAGCGAGACAAGGUUUAACAUGGGCCAGCUCAGCAUCCACAUGUUUGAUGUCGGCGGACAGCGCAGUGAGCGCAAGAAGUGGAUCCACUGCUUCGAGGCGGUCACUUCGAUCAUCUUCUGCGUCGCGUUGAGCGAGUACGACCAGGUCCUGCUCGAGGAGAACGGGCAAAAUCGCAUGCAGGAGUCGCUGGUGUUAUUCGAGUCAGUCAUCAACUCGCGCUGGUUCCUGCGCACCUCGGUCAUUCUCUUCCUGAACAAGAUCGACAUCUUCAAGCAGAAGCUGCCCAAGGUGCCUCUUGUCAACUACUUCCCAGAGUACACUGGUGGCGCCGACAUUAACAAGGCGGCCAAGUAUAUCCUCUGGCGGUUCACGCAGACGAACCGCGCACGCUUGAGCAUUUACCCCCACCUAACACAAGCAACGGACACUUCAAACAUCAGGCUUGUAUUUGCGGCAGUCAAGGAGACGAUUCUGCAGAAUGCUCUGCGUGACUCGGGCAUCUUGUAA
This is a messenger RNA of Cutaneotrichosporon cavernicola, 1335 nucleotides long. RefSeq lists its product as uncharacterized. Gene Ontology annotation, cellular component: heterotrimeric G-protein complex. Bases 1 to 1335 code for a protein of 444 amino acids. Gene Ontology annotation, molecular function: GTPase activity; G-protein beta/gamma-subunit complex binding; GTP binding. The record is from RefSeq and is a predicted model, not a curated record. The transcript is spliced from 5 exons. Lineage: Eukaryota; Fungi; Basidiomycota; Tremellomycetes; Trichosporonales; Trichosporonaceae. Gene Ontology annotation, biological process: adenylate cyclase-activating G protein-coupled receptor signaling pathway.